Molecule: messenger RNA, 2905 nt
Organism: Schizosaccharomyces octosporus yFS286
Lineage: Eukaryota; Fungi; Ascomycota; Schizosaccharomycetes; Schizosaccharomycetales; Schizosaccharomycetaceae
Product: RNA-binding protein Snd1
Exons: 1
Coding region: 130-2751 (873 amino acids)
Biological process (GO): regulatory ncRNA-mediated gene silencing; mRNA catabolic process
Cellular component (GO): cytosol; RISC complex; nucleus
Molecular function (GO): nuclease activity; RNA binding
Source: RefSeq, a predicted model, not a curated record
CUUUUUCAUUAUCUACUUAUUUAUUCUUAAUUUUAUUCCUUUAUACUUCCAUUCUUCUCUCAUAUAAGCAGGUACGCAUCCACCAUCUGAUCAUUCCAUCCUUUACCAAAACCUUCGAUUCAUAAUAAAAUGAGUGAAUAUGUUUCUUCAAUGAUUAAAUACGCUCAUAGCGGUGAUAGUUUUACUAUUUUGGUAAAGAAUAACUUGAAACAAAUCAAUGAAAAGCAGUUUUCUCUUGCUUACAUUGAUUGCCCUCGUUUUCGGAAAGAAGGUGACGAGCCAUUUGCUUUUGAGGCUCAAGAACAUGCACGACGUCUUGUUGUAGGUCGCCCUGCUUCGACAUGUACAUUCAACGUUGCUCCUACUACCAAGCGUGAAUACGGUUGCAUCCGUACUGCUGAUUUGGAUCUGACUGAAUCUUUAUUACGCGCUGGCUUAGCCAAGCUUCGUCCUGAAGCAGUCCGUAGAGAGUCUAAUCACGAAAAUGCUUAUUUCAAAGGAUUGGAGGAAGCUCAAGCCGCAGCUCAAGAAAGCAAACUUGGUGUGUGGAGUAAUUUAGAAGAUGCCGUUCAAACAGAAAAAUCCGUCCCUGCUGACAUUCCCAAGUUUAUGAAACGAAACCAAAAGAAGAAAUUGAACGGUAUUAUUGAAAAUAUCCGUGAUGGUGAUCAAUUGCGGGUUCGCCUUCUUUUGAAGCCCAGACGCCAUCAGUACAUUAAUGUAUCACUUGCUGGUGUUCGCUGUCCUCGUGCUACCCAUACUUACAACGACCAACCACCUACCGAGGAGGAACCUUUCGGUGAUGCUGCGAGACAAUUUGUUGAAACAAGACUUCUGCAAAGAAACGUUAUUAUUGAAUUGUUGGGUGUGACGCCAAGUAACACGAGCUUCAUCGCUAAUGUACUUCACCCCGCCGGAAACAUUGCUCAUGUGCUUCUUUCUGGUGGUCUUGGUCGUGUUGCCGACCUCCAUAGCAUAAACCUUGGUCCAGAGGCUAUGCAGAACCUGCGAACUAUUGAAGGUAAGGCGAAGGCCGCCAAUUUAGGUAUCUGGAAGAAUGUUAAAUUACCUAAUAUUGGUUCACUUUCUCUUCGUGACUAUAGCGGUAUCGUUUCUCGUGUCGUUUCGACUGAUACUCUUGAAGUACGUCGCGACGAUGGUUCAGAUGCCAGACUCCAACUAAGUAGCAUACGCCAUCCUAGACCAUCAAACGAGAAAGAAGCUCCCUACCAGCUUGAUGCCCGUGAAUUUUUCCGUAAAAAAAUUAUCGGCAAGCGAGUUAAUGUUUCCCUCGAUUUUGUUCGUCCUGCCCAGAAUGGAUUACCUGAAAUCAAUGCUUGCACUGUGACUUUAAGCGAUGGAAGAAACCUUGCCAUGUUAGCCGUCGAAAAUGGCUACGCUUCCGUUUUGAGACAUAGAGCUGAUGAUGUUGACCGCUCCCCUAUCUAUGAUCAUCUAAUUCAAGCUGAAAAAAAUGCUCAAGAAGCUAAGAAGGGCAUGUGGUCAGGAAAGAAGCCUCAAUACGAAGCAAUUGUUAAUGCUUCCGAAACUCCUUUAAGAUCUCGUCAGAACCUUUCGUCCCUCCAAAGAAACAGAAAACUUCCUGUAGUCAUUGAAAACGUUAUCAGUGGCUCUCGUUUCCGCUGUUUUUGUCCAAAGGAAAAUUGUUUCUUUAUGUUCGCUUGUGCUGGAAUCCGUACCCCACGAACUGCUCGUAAUGCCCAAGACAAGGAAGAGCCUUUUGCAACUGAAUCGUUUAACAAUGCUAAAUCAUUGUUACAACAGGAAGUGGAAGUAGAAGUUCUUUCAGUAGACAAUAACUCUUGUUUCUUAGGUGAUUUGACAGUCAACCGUACAUCAAACUUUGCUUUGGAUUUAUUGACUGAAGGUUUGGCCUGGUGUCAAGGUUAUUCUAGUCAAUCAAAUAUUCAAUACACCCAGUACCAUGAUGCCGAAUCCUCUGCAAGGGAAAAGAAAGUUGGCAUUUGGCAUAACUAUGCACCUGAAGUUGCUCAGAAAAAAACCGACGCACCUUCUGAUUCUGCUGCUUCCGAACCAACGUAUUUGGAUGUUGCGCUUAGUGAUAUUGCUGAUGACGGAAAGUUUUCUUUUCAAGUCGCUGGCCCCAACAUCCAACAGUUAGAAAAUUUGAUGUCCGAGCUAUCCGAUCACAGAAAGGCCGCUCAGUCAUUGGAUCGCUACAAUGUUGGAAUGAACGUUGCUGCUAUUUCUACCCUUGACAAUGGAAUCUACCGUGGAAAAAUCUUACGUUGCAAUAGAGAAAAUCAGAGUGCCGAUGUUUUGUUGUACGAUUACGGCAGUGUCGAACAAACUCCUUUCAAAAAUUUGUAUGCCCUUCCUGAAAAAUUUUCAAAAUUAAAACCUCAAGCUCAACUCUCCCGUCUUACAUUUGUCCAGCUUCCUCCUUCUAACUCUGAUUAUUACGAAGAUGCCAAGCUCGUUUUUAGAGAGCUUGCUAUGAACAAAGGCCUCGUGGCUAAAAUUGAUGGUAAGACAGAUAAUGUUGCUUCAGUGACCCUCUAUAACCCUAGUGAUGGUGCUGAUUUCUCAGACUGUAUCAAUACCCAGUUGGUUGCUCUUGGUAUGGCUAGCGUUACCCCUAGAAGAAAACUAGCACCAUUUGAGAAAGAUGCUGCCAGUUUAAGCAUUUUGCAAGAUUGCCAGCAACAGGCACGCCUCAAUCAUAUUGGCAUGUGGGUAUAUGGUGACCCUCUCGAAUAUGAGGAAUAAAAGCUUAUGCUUUAUAAUAACGUUCUUUCAUUUUGCUUUUUGCCAUAAAGUACAUUCUUUUUUGUGAUAUCCGAUGAAUUAUUUACGAGAAAUUUAUGCAAGCACAAAAAAUUUUAUUCGUCAUUAAAUUCAUGUACCCUUAAAAAUUAAAUCU